This is a messenger RNA of Didymodactylos carnosus, 1266 nucleotides long. The record is from the annotation of a GenBank genome assembly. NCBI's taxonomy places the organism in Eukaryota, Metazoa, Rotifera, Eurotatoria, Philodinida, Philodinidae.
AUGCUAACAGAAGAUCCAUUUUCGUCACGAUUAUAUUUCAAAUUUUUUCAACUAAAAGGACGACAUUUAAUCAAAGACACACAACAUCGUCAAGAAAAUGCAGUACGUUUAAGAUUUGAACGUAUAAUUGAAUUAAAACAAAACAGUCUCAAACAUCAACGUUUAAUGUCGACUAAAGAUUUAAAUCAACCUGGUAUUAAUUCAUUGUUCGAAAAACGUUUUCAUCAACACUGUAUGGAUCAUGCAAGAAAAAAGAUUGAAAGUAAUAAUGUAUUUGACGUUCAAGAAUCACAAUCAUUUCAGAAUAUAUUUAUCGAAGAUGAUACCAAAGAAGAUUCGAAUUAUAUUUCAUCAACAAGCACAAAUUUCAGUGAACAAACAUUACCUGAUUUAGCAGACAAUUCUAGUUUGUCAAGUUUAAAUAAGAGAAAAACUUUACGUCAACAACAACAACAGCAGAAAAAAUUGCAAGCAUUUCGAUAUGACAGAACUCAAUUUCGACAUAUGAUCGAUAGUAGUUAUAAAAAGGAUAAUUUGAAUUCAAAAGGUAUUGAUUAUUUAUUGAGUCAAAAAAGUUUUUCAAAUGAUAAUUCGGACGAUACAACAGAUGAUGAUGGAGAAAAGGUUGAAUUACCUGAUAUUGUACGACCUACUAUGGCCACUGUCACGAAUAGUACGGAUCAUUUAUGUAUAAAGUCACGUUCUAGACAACUACAGAAAUUCUUUCGUAUUAUUCAUUCAAAUGUAGAAAAUAGAUUUGAUUCAAGAAAUGUCAAUAGUCUUCCUAUGGGAGAAGAUAAUGUUGUUAAAAUAAAAAAUAAAUUUGAAGAAAUAAAACUACAAGAACAAAAACAGACAAAGAAAAUGAAUAUAAACAAUAACUUAGUUAAAACAUCGAAUAUUACUUCUAAAAUACGAAAAAAGCUGCAAAGUGCACCAAGUUCUUCUAUAAUCGAUGUAAAAUCGACUAAAACUGAUGCUCAACGACAUCAAUUUAUGAUGGAGAAAAACAAUAAGAAUGAUAAUGUUGAUAAUAUUGUUGAACGUCAAUCGAAUAUGUCAUUUGUACACGCGGUGACAUCAAGCAAAGAAAUUGACGAUUAUUUAUUAGUACGUAAAAAUAUUCUUGGAAUAAUAUUAAAACAUUUAAAAGAAAUGCCAGAUACUGAAAGACACUCGAAAUGGACUACAUUUAGAGAAAUUGAUGAAAAAUUUUCCGAAAGUGUAUUGAAUGUAUAUCCGAAUUUUGAAAGAAUUAUUCUAUAA